CAGUCGUCGUUGUUCAGUGUCGUUGGCAGGUCGUUGUGCGCGCUGCCUUGUUUCGUUUGUGAUUAUUGUGUACUGUGCGAUUUCGGAUUAUCAUCAACUGGAGUUAGAGGAUUAUUCUCGUCCAAUUGAACUGGAAAUACUCAAUUCAGGAAUUGGGAGACUUCUGCGAGCUGAUGAUGCGAUAACUGCUCCGAGAUGCUCCGUGGACUUCUGUUUUUCGCCUUCACCCUCUCAAGGGCUUCAGCGGACUUAAACCCGGUUGUGGUGGCCUCGUCGCCCAACGGAGGGUCGUCUUCAGGGUCUGCGCCCAACUCGAGAUGUGAAGAAAUCACGAUCCCCAUGUGCCGUGGGAUCGGCUACAAUAUGACUUCGAUGCCCAACGAACUCAACCACGAUACCCAAGAGGAAGCCGGACUGGAGGUCCACCAGUUUUGGCCCCUUGUGGAGAUCAGGUGUUCUCCCGACUUGAAGUUCUUCCUGUGCUCCAUGUACGCCCCUAUCUGCAUAGAAGACUACCACAAGCCCCUGCCAGCCUGCAGGAGCGUCUGUAUCAGAGCCAGGGACGGCUGUGCACCACUUAUGCAACAGUACGGCUUCCAAUGGCCAGAGAGGAUGGCCUGUGAGAAACUUCCAGUGCACAACAGUGACCCGGACAACCUCUGCAUGGAGCAGAACAAUCGGACCGAUAUGACGUCACACUAUGCCCCGGUUACUCCUGCAACAAGGCCUACUAAGAAGCCGAGUAGUACGACGACCCGUUGCAAGACCGGGAAAAAUGGAAAGUGCCGGGAACCCAACUCGCUUUACCCUCUGGGGGAGUUUGCUCACCCCAACGGCAAAGACUGUGCUUGCAGAUGUCGGCCACCACUCAUCACUUUGGAGAGAGACAAUUUUCUGUACAACAGGAGUAUUUCGGUGGCUGGCGUAGACAAUUGUGCGUUCCCAUGUCGAGGCGUCUUUUUCACCCAGGAGGAAAAAGAAUUUGCGUCAAUUUGGAUCACGUUAUGGUCAGGACUAUGUGCGGUGUCUACACUGAUGACUUUGACUACUUUUUUGAUCGACACUGAAAGAUUCAAGUACCCGGAGAGACCCAUAGUUUUCUUGUCAGCCUGUUAUUUCAUGGUCAGUGUAGGAUAUCUGAUAAGAGUGGCGCUUGGACAUGAAGAAGUUGCAUGUGAAGGAAGGAUGAUAAGGUACAGUGCGUCAGGACCCAUACCAUGCACUUUAGUGUUUCUUCUAAUCUACUAUUUUGGAAUGGCUUCUUCAAUAUGGUGGGUCGUUUUGUCCUUCACUUGGUUUCUGGCCGCCGGUUUGAAAUGGGGAAAUGAAGCUAUUGCCGGAUACGCACAGUAUUUCCACCUUGCUGCUUGGUUGAUACCUACUGUUAAGUCGGUUGGGGUGUUAGUAAUGGCUGCUGUGGACGGGGAUCCUGUGGCAGGAAUUUGCUAUGUUGGUAACCAGAAUGCUGAUAAUCUUCGCAUCUUCGUAUUGGGACCACUCUUCGUCUACCUGCUUCUCGGAACUUCUUUCUUACUCGGUGGAUUUGUGUCUUUGUUCAGGAUCCGCAGCGUGAUCAAGCAACAAGGUGGAAUCGGUGGAAGGAGUAAAGCCGACAAGUUGGAGAAGUUGAUGAUCAGGAUAGGAAUUUUCAGUGUGCUGUACACUCUCCCUGCCACCACGGUCAUAGGAUGCCACUUCUACGAGUCUACUCUCUACACGGACUGGAUGACCCCCUUAGUGUGCCCUUGUAACGAAACCGUUGCUCACCAUAGGGCUCGCUUCCGUCCCCUCUACUCCGUGCUGAUGCUGAAAUACUUCAUGGCUCUCGCCGUAGGAAUCACCUCUGGAGUCUGGAUCUGGUCAGGGAAGACUUUGGGAUCUUGGAGUCGUCUUUGGAGGAGGCUAUUCGGUGGAGGUCACGGUCACGGGCAAGUCCUCAUCAAUUCCGGAAAACAACGGGUGAUGAAGCAGCAGUACCUGGUCCCCGUGGUGCCGGCCCCCAGCAGCACCCUCCUCACGGGCCCCCACGUCGCCCCCGGCAGCAUCCCCACGUCCGGGAGCCUACACCACCACAUGAUCAAGCAGGCUCAGCAAGCCCCGCUGACCCACGUAUGACAGAAGCCCCACUCCGAGACCCCCGACUCGGCCCCUGCCCUCAGCAACUACGGGCCCAUAUAGUUGUGGGCCGGUCAGGUGACUCGGUUGUAAGUUCUAACUUAACUCAGAUUUAGCUCAGCCGGAACAGACAUGACUCUGUUGUUUACAUUAUUUUGACAUUUCACUUUAUUUUAAACGUUAGUUUCAACAUCUACUUGAAUUAUGUGACGUUUAUUCCAUACUCUAUUCAAAGUCAACUGUGUUCAAUUGUGAUCAGUUACGACUGAUCUUUCAUGUAAUACUAAUCUUUUUUAUUGUAAAUUUUGAGUUCGCGCAAGCUUUUGGAUUAAUAAAUCAACAAAGCAUUUCGACAUUUGAACCCACUUGGUAUAUCUUCACUCGUGAUACAGAAAUCGAUCCGGAACCUUCAUUGUUGGAUACUCGAUCAUCCCACAUCGAAUGAUACCGAUGCUCGCUUCUCGAUGAUGUGUGACUAAACACAAUCGGCUCUUGAGAGGAUGACGAGUUGUGAGGCCGAGAGGAAAACAAACACUCCCAAGAAGGCAGGCGAAAGCCUGAUGUCAUAGUGAUUGGAUGGACCACGAGUGCUCUCCGAUCGAGCCGUGACCGAGGAACAAAGCUGGAGAGUUCUUGGCGCUGCCACGACUCGGGUGAAUUUGUAACUAGUUUGUCCGAGACACGCCAGUCAUGGCACCUGGACAAGCACUUGACUGCGAGCCGUUCGUCUUUUGUUCCUGCUUAGCUGUGCGAUUUUCGAGUGCUCUCGUGGGGUUAGGAAUUUCCAAAACCUUCACCACCAGUUUUCUUUUUCGUUUGCCAAAAAGAAAAAAGAAAAGCUAUCCGAUUUAGGUCUACUUCCACACUUUGUAGUAGCAUGUAGGAACGCGUGACAUUUGUAAAUUAAAAAAUGUUUCAGUCUCAAUUUACCUUCAAUAUCAAAUUGAACAUCUCAAUUCCGCGUUGAAAGCAUUUAGUAUUUUCAAAGCCGUUCCAAAGCGUUACCAGAUGAUUGAUUGAAACUUGUAUCAUCCCAGGCGUAAACUUCCAGGCCGAUUGACAGCCGUCCGGAGUUGACAAAUUCACUGGGAAAACAUUGACAAUUGGAUUGGCCUCUAAUAAACAUUCCGUCGUCGGCGGAAUGCAAUUACAUCGCUUCGCCCGCUUAUUGAUCACAUCGUCGGUCAUGUCGGUGUCCCACAGCCAUCCGCUUGCGUCACUUGCAUCGCGUGCUCCUGUAUCUUGUACUGCGGUUCUCACCGGAAUUUAUAGCCGCUGCAGCCUCUCAGUUCUAUUAAUUUAUCCUCUGAUCGACGUUUAGAAUCCGCAUUAGGUUAUUACCUCUGGGACUCCGGUUAGGUUCGUUCGUGUGCGAUUAUCUUCAUAUUUAUGACUGUUCCGUAGUAAUGGAACAUAAGGAGUUAAUUUAAUGUUCGAGUUCAUUGUUCAUGCACUUUUACGACAUCCUGGUUUCAACCUUUAAACAUUUAGAAGUUGAUAAAAUUAUUUUAAACAAAUUUUAACGCUUCGCCUAGCAAACAGUGCUCUUUUUCUUAAAGAGUGUUUUCAUUGUCUGCUCCCUUAAGAUCUAAUAAUGAACGCACAUUAUUCCCAGCUCAAUUACAAGUUCCAACAUAAGUUGUGGUAGAAGUUGCGUAUGAUAUGUACCUCUAAGUUAUUUUAACUUCAAUUAUCUUCGAGUAUAUUAAGAAUAUGGACUACCACAAUGUUCCUUACUUGGACCAAUUUUUUUUCCAUAAGUGAUUGUGAAGAUUAUUAGAUCUUGCAGACUGAUAGGAGAGUGAAAUUGGCCGAUAAUCUACCAUUUCAACGGUAGUUCAAGAAGCAUGUCAAACGGAGCGCCGCCAACAGAAAUCAAAUAACGUCGCAGUAUGGGGACUGAUUGCAUUACCCCCUCGCACGUUCGCGGGAGUUCACUCUGAUUGCGCAAACUUUCGCAAUUUGCCGAGUACUGCGCUUAUUGAAUCCCCUUUCUUUGACUGUACGCAACAGUAAUUCAGUCACAAAUCGUCUUUUUAACCUUUGUACCAUUCGCUGUCGCUUUCGCUUUCACCUUGGCGGCAUUUGACUCUGGACGGCUUUGAAGUCUUUGAGCCACUUCUGUUUUAUUUGUAUUUCGGGCAAUUAUUACGUCAAAUGCGCUUUCGUUCACAGCUAGACUCGUCUUUUUCAAAGAAAGCGUUUUUGCAAUUUGCUUUCCAUUUUCAUUAGCCCUUAACUUUAUUAUUCUUGAGCCUUUGUGAUACUUUGAUCCCUCGUUUAAUGCUUACUUACAAUUGGAUAAUUAUGAAGAUAGCAACUGGCAAUCGUAAAAUAGUUCGCACCAAGACCUUUUCGACCUCUCGACUUUCUCAUAAAAUUUAUUUUCGUAUUUAAGAGCAACUUCUACGAGCAAACGUGUGCAAAAACUGUACGCAGUUUAAAUGACAAUGCCACUGGAAAUGCAAAAAUCAAAGCUGUAAUCAGUGAUAAUCACUCUACGAACAAAACCAGACCGACGCGCGUAGGUUUCCCGACCCAUAAAUACAAAUUGGUCCCCGGAUCGCAGCCAUGCGAGAAAUUCCAAUAAGCCGCGAUUGAAAAUAAAUUAUGAAAAAGGCAAUCGCAAUCCGCAAUCCCACCCAUAUCGGAAAACAAUCCAUCAUUUAACGCAGGAUUAGUGCGUGCUGUUAUAGGAUCCGCGGCCAACGUUUAGCUUCAUACAUUUGAGAGAACUCGUGGUUUUUAAUCCGUCUCUUUCUCGUUACAUAAAGCAUAUGUGUCACACAUAGCAGCAUUGUACACGUGUAUUUCGUCACUGCACCAGUAAUUGCCAUAAAUUUACGUACGUCUACCAUUCUAAGUUAGAUCUUAUGUUGUAUUAAACGUCACAUAAUUCGAGUAGACAGCAGGGUUACCAAUAAUACCCCUAUGUGUUUAUGUUGAACUUAUUGUGGUAAGAGAAUUCUCUGGAGUAUUGAAACUGAAGCAAUAUUGAACUUGAGAGUAUCCCGGGCACAUUACUCGGGCAGAUCAUUUAUUUUAAGUGUGUUAUAACGUAAAAGAGAGGACUAUUUUUUAGCAUAUGUGAACCGAUAUACGUAAUAAAGUGAUGCACAAUACGUGGACUUAUUUUGUAGGUAAUCUUUAUGAACGUGUAAGUAGUACUGCCAGCAGGAAUACAAUAAUUUAUACUUUGUUGAUUGUAAAUAUGUAAAUUGUUUUUGUGUACAUAAGAAUUAUAUAUGUACAUAUAGAUGUGUACAGAGUGUAUAUGUUUGUAUUUAAGCUUAUUGUCAUGUAUGGCUAAGUUAUUGUAAUGUAUGUUGUCUUAGAGUAGAUUUGGAAUAUGGACUACCACAAGGUUCCUUACUCGGGCCAAAUGUUUAAUGAAAUGCUGUGGAAUAUAAUGUUCCCUCUCUGUCUGUAGAAGUUACACAAAAAUCCCAUUAUGAUCCAAUGUCACUGUUGGGGAGCUAGCCACCCUCGUUUCUCUUGCUACCGAAGUUCCCGGAUAUAAAUGGCGGGGCAGUGUAGCUCGGCAGGUUCCCAAAAGACCUCAAUCUCUCUAUAAAUCCCCCACGGUAUCCGAGGGUACCCCAGUUGCGAGAUAGGCGCGUAAAUAACCGACUACUAUCAGAGUGAUCUAUGUUCUGCCCCGGGUUGUGUGAUAGAGGGGUGGAGAGGGGUGAAAGUAACGAAACCUUGACAAAUUACCAACCACCGAUCUCCACACGGAUGUUUUAUCGUGAGGGCUUUUUUGCUCGUCGAAAUUACCCUCUGCUUCCGGCUUACUUUUAUUUUACACCAUCCUUUCUUGUAGUUUCUUUUGUUCGUCGUGGCUAGGUCUAAAAUUUUCGUUUUUAACAUACUUGUCUAAAGUCAAAGAAAAUGUCGAGAUCAAUAUAUAUUUUGAUAUUAUGCAAAUAAUUUUCAAUAUUUAUAUGUAAAAGUAAGUGUAUUUAUUCUUCAAAUAAAUUCUUGGUCGAGGAAGCAGGAUAGUUCAAGACUGACCAAUACCAAGCUUCAAUCCAAUUACAAUUAAUUUAUUGUCUGGUAAAAAAAUAGGGAAUGGUGGAUCUCAUUUUGAUUUUAUCAAAUUCAUUCCAUUUGCCCUUCGUGGUCCACUUAAUUUCAACUUUACCCCUAUAAACAGGCAUGUACUAAAUGUAUCACAGUUCAAUCAUUUAUAGCCGUCCCGUAUAGUUACAACUGCACCACAUCCCUUGAGACUAAGCCCAAUAUACCGAAACUUUGGCGCCCUGACAGGGACCAAUAAAAAUAAAUCACGCGCCAUCCCACGAACGAGCCAUUUUGAAGCUUCAUUUAACGCCAUCGGACGCCUGACAAAUGACGACAAAUAAACAGUCCAUUGUUCCUGCGUUGGCUCGUACAAUGCGAUCAGUUCAGGACUGACAGGACGCUGUUAUGUGUCAAAACACGACGUGUUUGUUCAGCGGUUGGCAACCCUGCAUAUGACUUCCGGCGCUAACAGCUGUUUUGGCGGAAACACGCCACUUUCCUGGGAAUUCACUUUGGUUACAAAUCAUUUCCCAAAUUUGUUCCCUGUCAGACAACUGGUGAAACGUGUUUAAUACCUGGCUUUUCUAUACUGGAAAUUACUUAUUUAGAGGGCUAUGUAAUGUUUUAAAUACCAAAGGAAAUGUAUAUUUUGAAAUCUAAAUGUUAUGUAUUAAUCUAAAGUUACAAAAGUAUUUGUAAAUAAUGGCAAAGUAAUUAAAUUCAAAAGAAUAACAUAAACUUGUUUUAAUAAAUAUUUAUGUUUUUACGAUUUUUAUAAUUAUUUUUUUAGAUUUCUUGUAUAAAACCUCUAAUAAUCAUCAUUUGUUGCAAAAUGUUUAUAGCAAUAAUCGUAUAUUUACAGAAACAAAUUAUUGGUUGUUGUAAAAUUUGUGCAGUGUAAUUUGGCUAACAAAACAAUGAUGACAAUGCAGUUUUUGUAAAUGUAAGAUUCUGGUUCAGUCAAACGGAACACGCGGUUUCUAACCCCAAUUCUUGUCAAGAGACGAGAAGAGUCAGACGACAGAAGCCACCGUUUACGAGCGACGGGAGAUUGCUUGGGUUUAUUGUCACAAUUUUAUUAUAAUACGCGCACUCUAGUUUCCACUCUUGGAGGUUGGCACGCCUGAACCGCACAGGAUUUUAUGUUCGUCAUCACGCAGAGUGAUGUAAUUUUUACAUAAAUACGUUCAUGUUUUUAAAAUUGAUUGACUGUUACUUCACAUCAGUGACUGGCUUUUAGGAAGAUUGAUUAAAGGAUCAACUCAAACUAAUCAAAUUCUGCUGCGAGCGUUUCCCUAACAAAUCACAUCUGUUAUGAUAUGUCGCAAUUCGUCAGCUUUCACUCCCGAGCCGAUCUGGGUUGGCAGCAGUGGGCGUUAAUCAGCUGGCCGAUUGUUGGCGCGCAAUUAAUCCGUGUUAGUUUUAUAGGUUAGGUGUAACGUUUUGCAAUCAUAACUAACAAUCACACGACUUGUUCUCGUACGUUAUUUAUGGCCGCUGAUUUAUUAGAUACGUUUAUUAUGCGGCCAAACAGGUUUGUGUGUUAGCGUGUCCCGCAAGAAUGACGAUGCAACGCUUAUUUUUUACGAGCUGAUGUUUUCGUGGCUAUUAUUUAUUCAACAAGUCCCUCUCCCUCUGUCUGAAAGUUUCCCAAUACUUUACUUCGUACAUUAUGUCACAUAUACAGUUACUUUUAAUCACCAUAAAUAAUCGUUUUGCCUACUCUCUUUUGAAAGCUUUGCGUAUUAUUCAGCCGUAAUUGAAGUGAGAGACUCUGCAUUUUGAUACUGCCAAGUAGGCCUAUGUUAACGUUAUUGUUGAUGUAUUUACUAUUCAGUAUGGAUUGUUUCUUGUAAUAUCACUUCGUAAUAACCCUCUUGCUUUUUCCAAUAUAUAAUACUGAUGAGGAAUGAUGUACAUAAAGCACUUGUGAAAGUUUGGGGAACGGUUAAGGGAAAACAAAAACGAAAUAGUGAUGAAAGAAAUCACUUCGAUGGCUCUACACUUGUGUCUAAAGCCCCGAUUCAGCCCACACGUCAUCACAUUAACAAGAGCAGCUCAAGCUCCCGCCAAGUGGAAAUGGGGUGAAAAGUCAUCAGGGAAAAAUUUCAGAAACCCGACACGAGUGAUAUCGGCCUGUAGUUCACCAGAGCGGGCCGGUCUCCAUUUAAUCCUCGUUGAAAUGCAUGUCUCCAAUCUCUUAGUGAGCUCGGCCGACAAUCGCCGUCAGUCGGAUACGAAGGCGGCAGGUAGCUGCGUCGCGGCGAUACAAGCGUCGUGGCGCAGGGUGUAAUGGAUCCGGGGGGUUGGAGGCGUGAGGCUCACUCCCCUCUAGCACUUGACACAAUGAGCCCCUCACGCCAAAGGUUUCUUUCAUGUUUUCACAAAUGAAAAUACUGCACUCGUAUUACAAAAAUGACCUCGCUUUGCCAUAUGUCGCCGCUGCAUCGAUCCGGCGUAAUGAUCUGUUCUACAAAGGUUUUGUCUGGGUUUUUGUCGCCUUUUUAUUUAUCCCACCACUGUCCGCCAUUGAUACAUUUAUACGUUCUCCGUUCCGUUUGUGAGCUGCAACGCAUUGUGCAUAUAAAGGGUUGAAACUCUUUUAUCUUCCUUGUUUUGUUCCGUGUCUUUCAGGUCGGCACUAUGCCGUUAUUAUAGGGAUCGGCGGUUGCAGACUUUUGUGUUGCGGCUUUUACUAGUAUUUUUACGGAGGGGUUUCAAUGGGUAAUGUGAAUUGGAUCCGCCUCCACUGAAAGCAUGUUAUGAUUAAAGGUUGCUGGUUCACUGUGUGAUCUUUGUUCCAAGUUCGUAGGCUGCAACAUUGUUUUAGCCUUAUCCGUGUUUCCCCUAACAUCUAAUGUGUCGUGCGUUCACCCUUCUUCAGUAUUCUUCCAGCAACCUCCAAAUAAUGUGAUAUAUCAAACAAAGCCUGGGUUCUGAGCAGGUUUCAUAAUCAAGGAUCAAAGGCUACGUGUACUUUUAGAAGUAUUCAACACAAGAUAGUAAAGCGCAAGGAUGACAUAUUGAGGACGUUUUAGGCUAAUGAUAACAUUAAACACAACCCCUUUCAGAAACCAGACAUUGAAAAUCUGUAUGAUGCUUUUACUAACGUAUCUGUAAGCGAAUUUGGUUUCAUUAAUGAGCUAAUUCACCCUACAAGCAAACUUACCCUCUGUUGACGAAAUCAUGUAAAAGUACAACUUUGCCGUCUGAUACGCUCAAUUCGCCACACCCGCUUCACAGAGCCGGGGACAACGACACGCUAUUGUCCUUGUGUUUGACCACGUUCCCAGAAGUAACCCUUGCUUUGUGCCGUGAUCGACAGCUACCCUCCCCUCUGUGCGACAGCACGUGUUCCAGCCACUCCCGCAGCGUAUGGGCGAUGUCACCCGCCGAUAACUGCAAAUUGAGGGGUCGCAACUACCAGCUGCUAAACGGUGGAACAGUCCUGGUAGUUUUGCAUCUGCGGUAGGGCUGAAGUGAGUUUUGGUAACGAUUUUCGUACUUCACAACACAUAUCAAAAGUUGUUAUGAGAUGUUCCUUUCAGUAAAGUACGAGUCCUGGUAUUCCCUUUUUAUUCAGUUACAGUUCCCAAAAAGGUCAUUCAAGCAUGUCUGAAGUAUGAAGUCAAAAACCUUUUGCAAGGUGCGAGAAGAUUUAGAAAUUUCAAAGGAUUUCUUCACUUUUCAUUUGCAGCGAUGAUCUCAAAUUUUUGUUCACCUAAACACAGAAUUCCUAAUAAUGUAUACCGUUAUCCAAAAUUAAUUAGGGUGUCUUCGGUAACGACGCUGUUGGACGCUUAUUUUUGGAAACUAAGGUCACUGGACAAUGCUACUGAAUGCGCUCUGACAUGCCCUCGCCUUGCUCGCACACGCAGGUGGACUCGAGACACGUCCUCCCUCUCAUCAAGCAGCCAGAAGGGCCGGCGCCUUUGAUACCACGGGAGACGCGGGGUGUGCUCACAAUGCCUCCUCAAGGGUGUCGGGCUAGAGCACGCUUCCACGCACCCCUUUUGUUUUCCCUUCAUUAUUGAAUCACUUUAAUAGUUCCGCCUUUUGCUUCCCUUUCAUCUUCCUCUGUACGCCACUGUUUCAAUCCUGUAAUUGGACCGAACGGCGCAGAGCGAAGCAGGAUCUGAACACGGCCACUGAAAGGAGGGUAUUUGUGUCACCGCGUCUUUUGUUCCUGCUCGCGCUCUCCCCGUGUUAUUUUAAUUAUCCCGCCCAGGUAAAGCUGGCUUCGUACUUGCCUCCAGUGAGCUUCAUCAUACACAUGGGUCGCUCCCAUCGGUCGAUAUGUGUUUGAUCCUUCGGGUUGAAACAUUCCCUCGACAGUAUUCCAAUAGCGUCGUAAAAUAUCCCGCAAACUUUUCACAGUGUGAUGUACACUUCUGAAGAGAAGUUAUUUUAUAAAAUACAUUACAGUUCAAGUCGUGAUCAAGCAUUGCAUCAAGAGCAACAUAAUUUGAAUUGCAUUAAGAGUUAGAACAAGAUAUCCUUCUGGGAGCACUUGGUGGGGUUUUGGCAAUAGUUCUUUUUUUCGGAUUCUACUUUGUUGUUCCAUCUUGGCAGCAUAUGUUUCAGGAAGAAUUGAAAACUUGCACACAUGUUAAUUUGUAUCAACUGAAUCGUUUAGGUGCUAAUUUAAAAUGCCAAAUUCAAUUAAAGGUGAGACUAUUCAAGUUCUGUAUCAUGAACAUCCUAAAUCGAACCCAUGACUUUGAAUUCUCUAUCGCUCUUAUUGAUGCCAUAAUGUUGAAGAUGGAACAAAUAUUUGGUUGAGGACCAAAUUUCCAAUGACUCACAGCAACCGGAUAGCUCCCCAUUUGUCCCUAAUGGACUCUCACACCCUCUGAUUGUCUAGCCGGGCGGGGGGUGAGGGGAGGCUGCUCUUAAAUGCUCCUGUCAAAGAGAAGGGCUGAACAUCUGAUCAGUUUCCCACUGCUUUUGUUAUGUCACUUUAAAAGCUUCUGUUAGGCCCGGGUUAGGUUAGGUUAGAGAUUGGCAGCGCGUGGACACAGUUUCCGGACAAACAUAAGCUACCGUGAAGUGCUUUUCUCGGUCCUCGGGUGUAAAUACAGGCAAUCUUUGGUUUAAUUGUGUAAUUUGUAUUGCUACUCAUCUUCUAGUGGGUGAGAAGUACUUCGCGUGCGAAACGACAUUUUUCAUUCCGGAUUCUCCCAAACCCCUAUGGAAAAUAAAAUAUUGUGAUAACUUUUUUAGUAACUCUCAUAACCGGAAGGAUACAAUUUGAACAUAUACUAUUCUCUCAAAUCUUUCACGUAUUAUAAGACCACAUAUUUUAAAACAUUUUCUUGAAGUUUUGCAUAAACCUACCUUAUUUGAGAUAUUUUGGAUGCAUUUGUUAUUUGGUCAGCUAGCCUACGAAUAUUAGAGAUCUAAGAAGUAGAACCUCUUUACGUUAUUCAUCUCGGAUAAUUUUCUCUGGUUCUCAUUUAAGAGGUUCUCUUAAAUAUUUAGCUGAUAAAACAUCAUUUUGCAGUUAAUGGUAAUAGGCUUGUAGUCAUCCAUAGUUAAGAAACGAAAGGUUUUGACAAAGACCUUCCAAAUAUAUCUUCAAAAAAUCGUAACGACAACUUUGUUUUUGCAUGAGUAACAAAAAGCUUUAAUUCUUUAUGAAAAAAGUUCAAAUUACGUUAAUCAUCUAGAAUAGUUCAUUGAUAGCAAAAUAAUUUAAAAUUCCUCUAGGUUCUUAAACAUUUACUUUUUCAUCUUAUUGAAAUUUUACGAUUUCGGAAACCAGUAUUGGCCCAUUUUACUUUAGAAGGGAAAUCAUGAUUUAGAAGUCCUGACGUCACAGUUUGUGACGAACUGUGUGUUGACGUGACAACGACCCCCGUUCGCGGUUCGUUAGCUUUUAUCGCCCAGGGCUUCUUUCCGUCACCUGCGGGCGACGUGGGGUGAUACACGCGCCCUACCGGGGCAUUUACAAAGUAUCUUGUGAAUUUCGUUUCUGUCUCCAAAAUACUAUCACAAGGGGGUAUCCAGUAUCUCCGACUGAAAAUGCGUGUUAUAGCUAAAGUUACGCUUUGUUGGCUUUGUUUUGUUCGGUCAGUGGUUCUAGUUUAUUUGAGAGUAUACUAAAAACCACUGGAUGCUUUUUAACAGAAAAAUUUUAACAGAAAUUGAACAAUGUGGUUUAAAUAUUGUGGAUCACUCGUACUUUAUUUUUACGAAAUUUGCUUUGGAGAGACAGGAGAAAUUUCACUCCGUACUAUUGAAGGAGAGUUAGUGGUUCUAGUAUAUUUGAGAGUAUACUAAAAACACUGGAUGCUUUUUAACAGAAAAAAUUGAACUAUGGGGUUAAAACAUUGUAGUUCAUUCGUACUUUAAUUUUUCGAAAUUUAGUUUGGAGAGACAAAAGAAGUUUUGAAGAAAAGUAAGUUUUAUUUCAAAAUAUUUCACCUGACCAUUGCAACAAAAUUUGACCCGGAUCUCUCUAGCUCUCCAGAUUUCUUUCAUAAGAAGACUUUGAUGUAUAAGUCUCUGCUCAGUAUGUUACAUAACCGUGGUGUAGAGGGGGUGAUUAACCCCCUCAUCAUCUUCUAGACUCUUUCAAAUAUUCACGGACCGCUUUAACUCUACUCGGCCUCUAAGGAUAUUUUAAAGACGCCUUUGACACGGACCGCUCAUAGUCGGGCCAAUAAAAGAGAUAAGUCGCGGAGGUAAGAAAACGGCUUUUAGUGGACGUGUUCCGCAUUCCCUUUGGGUUUAAUAUUUAACACUCCCGCGCAAUAAGAAGGGGAACAGGACAAGUAGCAAUUUGGCGACUCAAAGCACUACUCACAUCACUCGGGUCUUUCCUUCCCUUCCGCCUUCUUUCUGCCUUCACUUUGUACUGCCCCUUUGAUAUCGCGCUCUCGUGGUCUUUGUGGGGUGCGGAUUGUGAUGACGUCAAAACAGGUGCUGCUCACACUCGUAUAUUCCUUGUGGUGGGUACAGUAUUGAUCGUCCAGUACGUGUAUGCCGGUUUACACGAGAUGUGUACCUCAACCUCCUGAGGACUGUCCAAUGCCUCGGCCGGAUUAACAUUAUUUAGGCGCCUCUUUCUUAAUGCAGGAUCAAUACAUUUGGUAUUUCUCUCCCAAAGUAAAAUUGUAUUAGUACUCUUCCCAAACAAUUUAUGUAUUUAAUACAUAUUACGUCAAAAAUUGUUAUCCACGCAUUCGUUGCGUCUGCAUUUAUAUUUCUGGUGUUGGCCAUGGGUAGGUUAAUAGGAAAUACUAACUGUUUAAUUACCUAAAAUUUCAAACCGAUUUGUCCAUUUCAGGACAGGGCUGCAUGUACAAUUUACAUUUUGGGGACCCACACAAAGGAAUAUUUUCUUAAUGGGAGAGGGUGGAAUCGGAUAGCAUUAAUUAAUUAAUUCGAUGAUAAAACCUAAUUUGCGAACAAUGAUGAAUUUGAGAAUGAACAACACAAAUCUAUACAAUUUUAUUAGGACUAAUUAAUUUGCAUUAAAAUAUUUUUGUCUAAACAGUAAAAUCUCAGUGGUUUGGGAUUCAAGAAACGUUUGCCCGUUUUAAAUACUUCCCAGGAGAACAGGGCGAGGGGUAUUUUUAAGCCUUCGGAGUCAUAAAAUGGAGGUCUAAUUGAGCACAAUCAUGCCCGGCCUGUGAUAACUACAAAGGCCACAUCCUUUCUGAAUUCCUCUUGAAGCUCCUCUUGAAGAACGGCGCGCGUCUUCUCGAGUGCCAUCAAGUGUCUGACCCUCUGUUAGUAAACGUCUGGGCGCGGCUCUUUCCAAAAACCGGCGCGUCGGGGCAAAAACCGGGCCAACGGGGACUUGAUUUGUUUAGUGUCAGGGCAGGGGUGGUUUUUGGGGCAAUUAGUGAGGAUGGAUUGGACAAGGAACGGGGGACGAGAACCACCUGGCAUCCACACGCACACACGCUCGCAGCAGCAUCAUUAGUUUAUCCAGAUCAAUGAUUGCAUUACGGUCACCAUGGCAACAGAACAUUGUUGCCAUCCCCUCUCCCCCGUCUUCCCAUUGUGUUUUUAAUUACAUUCACUAAAAGACCGCCAUUGUCUCCUGUGUAUCCUGGAGUAAUUAUUCCAUUGUGGGGCCACUUCUUCGGUCGCAGCCCAGGACGGGAUGACCAAGUACGGCGGUAAUUUAGAAGAAUACCCGGCACAGCUUUCACAAUAAGGGAUUUGCUUUUCAAAUGAGGGAAUGAGGGAGAUCCAUUGAGUGGACGCACAGCCGGGCUUAACGUAUACGCUUCCCUUGUAAUCUUUUUAGCCGGCUAUUCAAAUUGUUCACUUACUCGGCUCUGGCGAUUAUAAAAGUGUUGAAUUGGGUAGCCUUUAGACCGUGCCUUCUUUCAUACUGACAUAAUUUUUAAUUAUUGUGUCCUCCAAGGAUUUAUUCAAUUAGACAAGAUCUAACAUUUCCCGUUCUUAGAAUUAAUUUGACUUUCCAAACUUUUACCUCUACUGGUACAUUACAUUUGGACAUUUAAAUACAAAUAGACAGAUUCCCAGAAGACAAGAACAUAAAACCGAAACUUAACGGUGGCUCAGAUUGUUAAGCUUGUCCUUGAGGUGUCCAGACGCUUGUUCAUGGGCAUAAACUUGUACAGCCCAAGGACAUCCGAGAAGAUGCGGGUACCCAGGUCCCAAACAGAUAGACAGACAGACCAGAGAGACAGACUCUCCUGCUUUCUCAGCCGCUUGUUGUUUACCGAUAAUGGGUGGUUUAUUUCCAGCUUGUUUAUUGAUCCAAGCAACAAUAACAUCCUAGCAUUGUUGGAUUUGGACUGUCUGAGCGCACGCCCCCAACGUGUUCUAUCCGUGUGUUGGUGCAAGGUCCUGAAAAUAGCCUAGGGAUGGAAUUACCGCACGUAUUAAAAUUAUGUUUUAUAAUUUCAGGAUUUGUUGAAUUAUUGCCUAAUGUGUUAAUUUUAGUCAGGUGGUUAGUUUUUUUAAAAGAAAGAUAAUAUUUUCGGUGAUUCUAAAUGCAACUAAGUAAAAAAAUAUGCAUUUGAUUGUAAAUUUGAACUAAACACCUUUCGUUAUUUUAUUAUUAAUACAUGAAAAACAAAAGCGUAUACCCUUUAGUGACAAUAUGUAUCCCAUAAUCUGCAUUAUGUUAAAAAAUAUUUUAUCUUAAAAACCUGACCUACGAAAAAUUGAUAUUGAAAAGUAGGCUUCGAUUGAACGAAAAAGAAGAAAAUUGUUGGACCCAGUACGGAACCUUGUGUCAGUCCAUAGUCCACCAUUAUGUUCCUGUCUUAAUUAGGUUAGGCAUGGUCUAGUCAUAUGUUAGUGCCAUACCAAGUUGCCACUGUGGCUGUAUACGACUAUAUCUCUGUUAUCAGGUUUGACCCUUUGUUAUCACAACUUAUCACCAGUUAUGUGUUUUUAUACGAUGAUAAUUAAAUUAGCUUAGAUAGUUACUGAUUUAUUGCCAUAAGUGGGAGAUAAAUAAGGAGUACUGUAUUUUUGUGCAAUUAUUUGUGAAACACAUUGUUCGUAUUGUUGGAAUCUGUUUUUGUUCUGGUUCCUCAACUAUUGUAUGUUAAACAAUUUGAGUUAUUCUUUAAAAAUGUCAGCUAUGUUUGUUUAUACUGUAAGUAGUUCUUAAAUUAAAUAGACAUUAAUGGCAGACAAAUUCUUUGAAAAUGUUUAACAAAACUGAAAAUCUUGUGUAUUGUUUUUGUUAAACAAUACUCUAAUUUUCUAUGUUUACUCACAUUCCAAUAAAUUUUCUAAUGUAAUUUUCAUUAUAAACUCUUUUGAAAGAUACUCUUUAUAUAUUCUUUUGUUACUUUGUUGUUUUACCCACAAAAACUCUUCAUUGAUUUAAUGUUUAUAAAAUGCAGGUUUAAUGCUAGCUGUGCUAGGAGUUUAAUUACUUUCACCUAAUUGUAAAGUGGUUAAUGUUCUCCAGAGCUCCUUGGUAUUUAACAUUAUCUAAUUUCAGAAAAUCAUAUAAAUGUCAAGGUUGUACAAUUUAGUGUAUUUGUGCUUUUCAGAAAAAUUAUUUCCGUUUUUACCACUAUUACAAACUAUUUUUAUUUUCUAUGAUCUGCUUUGUUUCUUGUUGCAUUUUUAGAAAAUAUGUUCAUUUUGGUUUAAAAAGAAUUCCUGAAUUAUAUCAGUACUUGUAAAUUCAUGUAUUCAAUAACCAACAUGUACUUUUGAUUUAACAAUAGUGACUUGGGGAACGCAACCAUUAUAAUUGUUAUUUUUAAAACAAUCUGCAUUUAUUAGAAUAAGUAUAAACAGUUUAGAUUUUUAUCAAUAACCAUUAGACAUUCUAUCUUGUUUGUAACACAGAUACUUUUUGUAAUUAAUCAAAUAGAUGUAGGAACUGAACAGAUAACAAACUUGAUUUUCUUCACUCUUUCGCACCACAAACACAUACCGCAAUAGUGAAUUGCAGUAGUUAUAAAAAUUACGUCUUGUUCAUUGUGAGUACAGUAAUUUUAUCGCCCCGCUUCUGCGGAAGACAAAAAUGCUUUAUUACACAAAGUUAUUUUAUACAUAUCAUCCCCAUUUUGGUAGUUCUUCUUUGUUAUUCGAAAUGCAGGGUAAACUCUUUAAUUGUAAUGAUUUAUCUAUUGUGAAUGUUGUGUUAUCCCAUUAUAAUGUAUGUAACCAACCGUUCCGUUGUAUAUAUCGCUAACUGUAUAAACAAUAUAUGAUAUUGGAUUUAUUAAAAUAUACACUUUUUAAUAACUAA
Messenger RNA from Homalodisca vitripennis (glassy-winged sharpshooter), 16846 nucleotides. It is a transcript of the gene fz2, whose product is annotated as frizzled-2. Bases 196 to 2115 code for a protein of 639 amino acids. Gene Ontology annotation, cellular component: plasma membrane. The transcript has 3 exons. Gene Ontology annotation, biological process: canonical Wnt signaling pathway; non-canonical Wnt signaling pathway. Gene Ontology annotation, molecular function: Wnt-protein binding; Wnt receptor activity. The record is from RefSeq and is a predicted model, not a curated record. NCBI's taxonomy places the organism in Eukaryota, Metazoa, Arthropoda, Insecta, Hemiptera, Cicadellidae.